AAAGCUUUCAGUGACGUUCAUUCAUCACAUCUUCUUUGGGCACAAAUGUGAACGAGGAGCUCGGCAGGACGGUGUGGAAAAAGUAAGCUGUUGGCAUCAUCGGUUUAUCCAAACAUGAAAACCCAACUGAGGAUGGCCCCACAGUACCAGAUGAGCGCUUCCCUGAAGUCGGAGAUACGGAAGUUAAACAUGGUCCACUUUCUCAUCUGGCUGCUGGUGGCUGCGCAAGUGACUGUCAGCCACUUGGACAUUCUGUCACGGGACACGGUGGCCAUGCCGUACCAAUGGGAGUACCCCUACCUGCUCAGCCUCCUCCCUCUGCUCUUCAGCAGCCUGUCCCUCCCAAAGAACAACAUCAGUUACCUGGUCCUGUCCAUGAUCAGUGCAGGGCUGUUUUCUUUUGCACCUCUUAUAUAUGGUAGCAUGGAGAUGUUUCCCGUAGCAAAACAGCUCUUCCGCCAAGGAAAAGCCUUCCGCUUCAUUUUUGGCUGCUCUGCAGUUACUGCUACGUAUGUUGUCAUAGUGGUUGCUGCUCAAGUGCACGGCUGGCAGUUAUACUACAUGAAAAAACUGCUGGAUUCAUGGUUUGAUGCCACUCAGGAGAAGAAGAACAAAUAGUGGAUUUUUUUUAAAACUGCGAAUGGACAAAACUGGUGUUUUGUUUGUUUGUUUGUUUUUAUAGAUGCUUUAUGUCUACUUAGUUGUCAUGAUCAUGUAAUAUGAUUCAUCAUGGAUCCCCAGUUUCCUUUUGAAAGCAGAUGAUUGUUCAUUUAAAUAAACCUAUUUAUUUUAA
This is a messenger RNA of Archocentrus centrarchus (flier cichlid), 793 nucleotides long. RefSeq names its product protein jagunal homolog 1-A-like. NCBI's taxonomy places the organism in Eukaryota, Metazoa, Chordata, Actinopteri, Cichliformes, Cichlidae. Gene Ontology annotation, cellular component: endoplasmic reticulum membrane. The coding region runs from base 115 to 618 and encodes 167 amino acids. The transcript has 3 exons. Gene Ontology annotation, biological process: vesicle-mediated transport; endoplasmic reticulum organization; granulocyte colony-stimulating factor signaling pathway. The record is from RefSeq and is a predicted model, not a curated record.